ACAGCAACAGCAAUCUCUUGUCACCGGGAAGACAACCGGAGCGAAGCGAGCUGGCAACGGAGAGAUGGUUCUGACGCACGUUGAGGAGCUCGACGAUGCCGCCGCCGCGUCGGCCGUCGUCUUCGCCUCGAGAUACGUCCAGGAGCCGCUCCCGAGGUACGAGCUGGGGCAGAAGUCCAUCUCCAAGGACGCGGCGUACCAGAUCAUCCACGACGAGCUGCUGCUGGACAGCAGCCCGCGGCUGAACCUGGCGUCCUUCGUCACCACGUGGAUGGAGCCCGAGUGCGACAGGCUCAUCCUCGAGGGCAUCAACAAGAACUACGCCGACAUGGACGAGUACCCCGUCACCACCGAGCUCCAGAACCGGUGCGUGAACAUCAUCGCGCGGCUGUUCAACGCGCCGGUGGGCGACGGCGAGAAGGCCGUCGGGGUCGGCACGGUGGGGUCGUCGGAGGCGAUCAUGCUCGCCGGGCUGGCCUUCAAGCGGCGGUGGCAGCACCGGCGGCGGGCGGCGGGGAAGCCCUGCGACCGGCCCAACAUCGUGACCGGCGCCAACGUGCAGGUGUGCUGGGAGAAGUUCGCGCGCUACUUCGAGGUGGAGCUCAAGGAGGUGAGGCUCCGGGAAGGGCGCUACGUGAUGGACCCCGACGAGGCCGUGGCGAUGGUCGACGAGAACACCAUCUGCGUCGCCGCCAUCCUCGGCUCCACGCUCACCGGCGAGUUCGAGGACGUGAAGCGCCUCAACGACCUGCUCGCCGCCAGGAACAGGCGCACCGGGUGGGGCACGCCCAUCCACGUGGACGCGGCCAGCGGCGGCUUCAUCGCACCGUUCCUGUACCCGGAGCUGGAGUGGGACUUCCGGCUGCCGCUGGUGAAGAGCAUCAACGUCAGCGGCCACAAGUACGGCCUCGUCUACGCCGGCGUCGGCUGGGUCGUCUGGCGCAGCAAGGAGGACCUGCCCGAGGACCUCAUCUUCCACAUCAACUACCUCGGCGCCGACCAGCCCACCUUCACGCUCAACUUCUCCAAAGGGUCUAGCCAGAUCAUCGCGCAGUAUUACCAGUUCCUCCGAUUAGGCUUCGAGGGGUACCGGAAUGUGAUGGAGAACUGCAUGGAGAGCGCGCGGAUCCUGCGGGAGGGGCUGGAGCGCACGGGCCGGUUCACCAUCAUCUCCAAGGAGCGGGGCGUGCCGCUGGUGGCCUUCACGCCCAAGGGCGGCGAGGAGGGCGCCUCGCUGGCGUUCCGGCUGUCGUCGGAGCUGCGCCGGUUCGGGUGGAUCGUGCCGGCGUACACGAUGCCGGCGGACCUGGAGCGCAUGGCGGUGCUCCGCGUCGUGGUGCGGGAGGACUUCGGCCGCCCGCUGGCGGAGCGGUUCCUGGCCCACGUGCGGAUGGCGCUGGACGCGCUGGACGACGAGGCCAGGGGCGGGCCCGUGCCGAGGAUGCGGGUCACCAUCGAGCUCGGCCCCGCCGCCAAGGGCUCCGGCGAGGAGGCCUCCGCCAGGGUCGUCAAGCGGGAGUCCGUCGUCGCGGUGCAGCGGAGCGUGUCGGUUGCCGGCGGGAAGACCAAGGGCGUCUGCUGAGCUGAGGUCGGUCAGUCGGUGGCCGGAACUCCCGGUGGUUGUACGCGUACCUGAAUAAACACCUGUCUGUGUCCACGAAGGCACUACUGUGUAUCUUCUUCGAUGGAUGAAAAAUUGGAAUGGAAUCGUCGAUCGUGGCGUCGUGAGUCGUGACACGAUUGGGA
Messenger RNA from Panicum virgatum (switchgrass), 1746 nucleotides. RefSeq names its product glutamate decarboxylase 2-like. NCBI's taxonomy places the organism in Eukaryota, Viridiplantae, Streptophyta, Magnoliopsida, Poales, Poaceae. Gene Ontology annotation, biological process: L-glutamate catabolic process. The record is from RefSeq and is a predicted model, not a curated record. Gene Ontology annotation, cellular component: cytosol. The coding region runs from base 65 to 1582 and encodes 505 amino acids. The transcript is spliced from 5 exons. Gene Ontology annotation, molecular function: pyridoxal phosphate binding; glutamate decarboxylase activity.